AAUUUUGGCACCUGACUGUGGAGUGGGUGUAACAUCCAUAUUAUUACCCGGCAGCUCUGCUUCUUAACUGUCAUUCACAAAAAUAAGUUGGAAGUGUCCCACGAGGCGUAACAGUAUCCGUGGUUAUACCACUCACAGCCCUGGGCAACCCCUGCGGCAUGUACACCUACGAGUGAGGUACACACCACCACCACCGACCCAGCAAACCACCAGCUCCUAUAAAAAGUGCCGUUGUGGAAGAGAGAUCUCCAGAAACUAUCCCCAAGACUGUUGAUUCAGCGUGUCUGGUUUAAAUCCCUCAAACCUGUUGCAAGCAGCUGUCCCUGUAGUGACACAGUCAGAAGCGGUGAUCACUACCCAAUGGUGCGUACCCCAUCAAAAGCCAGAACCCAUUAGUACUACAGAUCUGAUUGUGUGAUCAUCAUCUGUGGACACAGGGCUGCUGAUCAACAGACACACCGCUCUCUUGUGUUGUGAACUCUGUUACAAGCUUCAGUUUCUUAAGCUUGGCACAGGACCAAGGUGCUUUUUAUUCAUUCAUCUGGAGAAAUCUGAUUAACAUUUUGAAGUCAACUUUUUGCUGAUUACUGAUGCUACAAAUCAAGAUGAACGCGAUUGUAAAGUGCCUGGCAAUAAUAGCCAUCAGCGUGGUGUGUACGCGGCGGACCGUCGAUGCCGCAUCACUCCGUUGCGGGAGUCACAUGUUUGCGGGGGCUGGGAUAAUCACCUCCCCUAACUAUCCUGGACAGUAUCCUACCGAUGCUAUGUGUGCCUGGCUGAUAUCCUCGGAGGAAGGAAAUCAUGUUUCGUUGACGUUCAGUUCCUUCGAGGUGGAAGAGUCGUCAGGCUGCUAUUACGAUUACGUUCAGGUAUUUGAUGGAGCUGAUGAUACGGCCACUCUGAUUGGACGAUUCUGCGGUGAUGAAACUCCACGCACCAUUACAUCCACAGGUUCCAAACUCCUCAUUAAGUUCAUCAGUGAUUCUUCCAUUGCUAGACUGGGAUUCCACGCAAACUUCAGCACAGGUUGUUCCAGAAACUUUGACGAACCGUCAGGACAACUGACUUCCCCAAACUACCCUGGCUAUUACCCGAGCAAUCAAAACUGCAUCUAUAAGAUCACUGUCGCCAACAACAAGUUGAUACGACUGCAGUUUCUCGUCUUUGGAAUUGAAGGAACUCCAUUUUACUGUAGCUAUGACAGCUUGGAAAUAUUUGAUGGACCAGUGACAAAUUCUAAGCUGAUUGGACGAUACUGCGGUAACGAUCUCCCCGAUCCCGUCAUGACAACGAGUAACGUGAUGUUGCUGAGAUUCCUAAGCGACGAGUCCGUCAGUUUUCCUGGAUUUCUCUUGGAGUAUGAAGAAAUUAAUCCAGAUAAUGCACCAAGCAACCCGUGCCAGGUCGACAAUGGCGGAUGCGAUCAACUAUGUGAGAUAAGAAAUGGCAAGCCAACCUGCCGAUGUCGAACAGGCUUCAAAAUGAGCAAGAACAAACUGAACUGCAUAGACAGAGAUGAGUGUAGUGCUGAGGAUCGCUGUGCACAGAUCUGUGUGAAUCUAGAGGGCAGUUACCGGUGCGAUUGUCAGAGAGGUUACCGUCUUGCACCUAAUGCUUGGGCUUGCAUCGAUAUUGACGAGUGCCAGUCUGGUAAUGGAGGUUGCCAGGAAGUAUGUCGUAAUAUCAUCGGCUCUUAUACUUGUGAAUGCUCUACACCUGGAUCUGAACUCCUUCUGGAUGGACAUACCUGUGGAAUCAAGGCCAAUUGUCGAGAGAAUAACGGUGGCUGUAAUCAUAUCUGUCAUGAGAAAUUCAACGGUCGCUAUUGCUCCUGUCACCUGGGUUUCCUGUUAUCUGAAGAUGGAUUUAACUGCACAGAUAUUGAUGAGUGUCAACAACGUGGUGGACAUGGCAUCACGAGCAAUCACUGUAACCAGCGUUGUAUCAAUACACCAGGAAGCUACUACUGUGAUUGUGAUGAAGGAUUUGAACUCAGCCCUAAUGGUCGUGUGUGCAAAGACAUUGAUGAAUGUUCCACGGAGCUGAGAAACCAGUGCGACCAUAAAUGCAUCAACUUUCCUGGGGGAUUCCGCUGUGAAUGCUACCAGGGUUUCUUCCCAGACCACUCUAAUCUUCCAGAUGUUAUGAUUUGUAAGGAUGUUGAUGAAUGUAACCCACAACCUGCGGACUGCCAUACGUGUACCAACUUUGACGGCAGGUUUGAAUGUGAAUGCAGGCACGGGUUUUUCAAAAAUGACAACAGUACCGGUUGCCUUGACAUCAACGAGUGCUUGGAAGUAAAUGGAGACUGCCAGCAUGUUUGCGUUAACUUACCUGGUAGCCAUGAGUGCAGAUGUCGUAUAGGUUACCAGGGAACAGAUUUGACCAAUCAGGUGUGUGUAGAUAUUGAUGAAUGCGCAUCUGAUAGCAGGGGACCGUGUGAACAUUCGUGCACCAACACAGAUGGUUCUUUUGAGUGUACAUGUGACGAAGGGUUCUACCUUAAAGACAACAUGAUAAGAUGUGAAGACAUUGAUGAAUGUGUCCAUGAGAACGGUGGAUGUAUCCAACGAUGCUACAACACUCUCGGCUCAUGGGAAUGUGGAUGUUUUGAGGGAUACUUCCAAGAGGAACCUGAUGUGGAUUAUUGCGCAGAUAUCGACGAAUGCACUGUUUUGGGUCCGAAAGCACACCACUGUGACACAGAAGAGGGCGCUGUUUGUCACAAUGUCGAGGGCAACUACACGUGUCUGUGUCCGCAGGGCUACAUGACACACGAUUGGAACAAUUGCAUAGAUGUGGACGAGUGCCUGAACGACUUAAUGCACGAGUGUCAACAGGUGUGUGCUAACGUGGAUGGAGGAUUCCAUUGUGAGUGCGACGCAGGAUACAGUAUGAUAAAUGAAACACAUUGUGAUGAUAUUGAUGAAUGUACACAAGAGCUCUGUGACCACAAUGAUUUAUGCGUCAACUCUCUUGGAAGCUUCACUUGUGACUGUCGACCCGGGUACUUCCUGAUGUCUGAUGGGGUUUCUUGCUCUGAUGUCAAUGAGUGCAACGACAACAAUGGAAGAUGCUCACAAAUCUGCAUCAAUGACAAAGGAGGCCAUCGUUGCGAAUGUGAGGAGGGUUUUGAGCUUCAACGUAACGGCCGGUCCUGUCGAGACAUCAACGAGUGUGAGACAAGCUUUGCCUGCUGCAACCAGAUGGAGAACUGUCUGAAUCUUGAGGGAAGCUACACCUGUAGCUGUGACUCAGGCUAUUACAUGGGAUCGGAUAAUUGCACCUGUCUCGAUAUAAAUGAGUGUGAGAGGGACAAUGGAGGCUGUGGCCAGAUCUGCACUAAUUACCCGGGAGGUUUUAAUUGUUCUUGCGAAGAGGGUUUUGAAACGCAACCUGAUAACGACAAACUCUGCAAUGACGUGGACGAAUGCCAGCAGGGCAAUGGUGGGUGUGAUCAUGAGUGCACAAACUUAGAUGGUGGUUACAACUGCUCGUGUGAAGCAAACUUCAAACUCGGUUUGGACAGGCAUUCCUGCCAACAUUGUCCGACAUGUGAAAACUUUGAGGAGAUGCAGUCGAUGAUAGAUGGGUUACGGUCCACACUAGACACCAUGCAGGAUGCCAUUUUAGAUGUCAAAGCUCAAAACACACAACUCUGGGAAAGAGUUCGAGUACUUGAAGCCAAGCAGAACGAAAACACCCUUCCAUUUGAUGGUGUCAAUAAACUUCAAGACCCAAAUAAAGACCCACCCAGAGCUUUACCCCGCCACAGCCUUUUUCCUGUACACUGAAGAAAACUUCCAGAAAUCUUCGAAAACAAAAGUGACCUCAAAAUCUUCUGAAGAGUCACUUUCCGAAUGAUAAUCACGCAUCUGUUAAAAAGCAGUAACCAAAAGAUUGUAUAUAAAAUGCAGGUUAUAAUUUGGUGCAUAAUGUUUAACUAACUACAGUGGGACCUUCUAAAAGUAACAUUGUUUUUUCGGGUUUGUUAAUGGUAAAUUUCAUAACAACCGAAUUGUGGUAAGUGGUGCAGCUUUAAAAAUUUCAAAUUAAUUUUUUCCCCAGGUGCUGUCAUUUGUAGGGUGAAUUAAGAAGUAUUUACUAUGAAAGGAUUUGAGCAUAUAGAUUUUGACUAAGUUACUUGUACUUUCUAAGAACUACUGAGCCCCCAUAUGCCCAAUGGCUGGUAUUCUCAAGUGUUCAACACCUUAUAGAAACUGAUGACUAAAUGUCACAAGUGGAAAAUUGGGGGUUAUCAUGUAAGGUUUUGGGUAGCAAAAUGUGUAAAUCUCUUUGAAGUAGUUAGUAUUGGUUCUGAAAAGAACCGAUGGUUGACAACAAGUGGGUUUGCACCUUUUGUUGCACAUACAAGGCAAAAACCAACAUCCUGCAAUCAUUGUUCCGUAACACACUUAUUGCAUUACUAUAAAUUAAUAUAAUGAUACAAGUGUUGUAUACUACCUUUUAGUAUGACAUUCUGUUAUUUUCCUAACUAAAUGUUGUUCAAACAUGCCAAAUUGGUUAAUUAUAUGGGUUUCUAAAAAGCUAAGCAUCUGCAUACAAAGUUAAAAAUUUCUUUCAACGUAUUACAUAACAACUAAAAACUUUAUUGUGAUUUUCAUGAAACAAACAUUUCCUUUCGUUAAUUUGUGACAUGAGGAUGAGCCUGCAUGUAAACAUAAGCAUACUUUGUUUUUGUUUUCAUAGAGGUUUCAUUAUGCACAGUCUUGUUUCUAGGGGUGUUUGUGAAAUCGUUCUUGAAAUUGUCCUACAAAAUGUUUAUCACAGCCCGUCACUUACAAAUUAUACACUUUUCAGGCCACAAUCAAUCUUGUUUUUACUUUUACAAAAUAAUGUUACAUAUAUAGUUUUGACUACCAAAAAUAUUUAAUUAUAAAAAGUGUCUAUACAAUCACCUGAUGAAUUUAAGAAGAGUAUUUCUUUGUAAAUAGUGUAAAUUGAGCUGUUGUUUUGUAGUUGGUUGUAGAAAAGGAACACCUAUGGUUAGGUUGAGUUUGUCAGAGAUAAUUCAUUUUACAAAAACUAUUAAUUAUUAUUAUUAAAAAUAAUAAACAAAAAACUUGUUUUAUUAGUACACAACUUUCAGAAUAAAAUUAUCAGGAUAUUUUUUAAUGUGAUUUAAUGUGAAGCAUAACUGCAAAGCUUAUAUUGGAUCCAUUGAGAAAGCUACAAUUAGAGAUUGUUAUGAAAGGGUUAUACUGUUGCAUUUUCGCACUGUUGUCACCUUUUACCUCAAAAUGAAUACAGUGGAAGGGCCGUUAUUUAUUAUAAGAAAGACAAUUAUAUUUCGACAUGACACAAUACUAAAAUAUGAUUCGAAAAUGACUACAAUCUUAGUUGCUGUAUUAUUUAAAUGAUAAUGGAAAUUUAAUUUUGUUUUUAACUAUUAAAGGCAUUGGACACUCCUGGUAACUCAAAAUAAUUUUAAGCAGAAA
Asterias rubens (European starfish) is the source of this 5459-nucleotide messenger RNA. RefSeq names its product fibrillin-2-like. Gene Ontology annotation, molecular function: calcium ion binding. The transcript has 23 exons. The record is from RefSeq and is a predicted model, not a curated record. Lineage: Eukaryota; Metazoa; Echinodermata; Asteroidea; Forcipulatida; Asteriidae. The coding region runs from base 591 to 3794 and encodes 1067 amino acids.